Linum tenue is the source of this 2883-nucleotide messenger RNA. The record is from the annotation of a GenBank genome assembly. NCBI's taxonomy places the organism in Eukaryota, Viridiplantae, Streptophyta, Magnoliopsida, Malpighiales, Linaceae.
CCAAAUCAAAAUCUCUAUUUUUUUUGUUAAUUUUCAAAAUUUUCAUCCUCUUAAUUUUAUAAUGUACUUGCUCCCCUGUUCAGACCUCUGCUCCACUCUUUUUUGGGCUGCGGUUCUCGAUAUGGUGGUACACUCGUUUCCCAGUCCAGAAAAUUAAACUAAUAAUUAACCAUUUGUCCAUUUACAGAGAGAACAGCAGAGCACCCUCCAUUAAUAUUCCAAGCAGCUUUCCUUUCCCCACUCUUUUCAACCCCAACAGCAAAACAAGCUAAAAAACAGAGCAUAAGAAAAAAACAGAGUGAUAGAGUAACUGCAAGUUGGGAAAAAGAAGACAAUGGCUUCUGCUGUUUCUUCAGCAAUUUCCCUCCUCUUCUUCUUCUUGUUCUCCAUUCCUGUUUUCGUUUUGGUAGUGGUUCAUGGAACCACCAUCUCCGAGGAGCUAAGUUCGCUGCUGGAAGUGAAAUCAGCUUUGGACCCUGAAGGAAAGUACCUUUCUUCGUGGACCAUCAAUGGCGACCCGUGCGGCGGCUCUUUCGAAGGAGUUGGGUGCAAUGAGAAAGGUCAGGUUGCUAACAUUUCGCUACAGGGGAAAGGGCUUCAUGGGAAGAUAUCCCCUGCCAUUUCUGGAUUGAAGAAUUUGACUGGUCUCUACUUGCAUUACAACUCCCUGUACGGCGAAAUCCCUUCAGAGAUUGGGAACUUGACCGAGCUCGUUGACUUGUACUUGAAUGUCAACAAUCUCUCCGGUGAAAUCCCUCUUCAGAUUGGCAACUUGGCUAAACUCCAAGUGUUGCAGCUGUGUUACAACCAGUUUAAUGGAAGCGUACCCAUCCAGAUAGGUUCAUUGAACAAGCUAACCGUUCUCGCCCUUCAGUCAAAUCGAUUUAAUGGCGCCAUCCCAGCAAGCCUAGGCAAUCUAGGGAUGCUAACCCGCCUAGAUUUGAGCUUCAACCAUUUCUUCGGCUCAAUCCCAACGAAGCUCGCCGAUGCUCCUGUUCUCCAACUUCUAGACAUCCGUAACAACACUUUCUCCGGCAAUGUCCCUCUCGCUCUCAAGAGACUCAAUGAGGGUUUCGUAUUUGCAAACAACCCGGGACUAUGCGGGUCGGGUUUCAUGUCUUUGAGACCUUGCAAUGCCUCAGAAGGAACCAAUUCAAAUAGACCAGAAGCUUAUGGACCAGGAGAUGGGAUUCCAAGUACAAGGGAAAUCCCUCAAACAGCCGAUUUAAGACUCCCUUGCAGCCAAAAUCAAACUCACUGCUCCUCAAAUCCAGCAACCCACCACCAUCAAGCAGCCUCAUUCAUCGUGGGCUCAAUCGUUCUCACCAUAGCAGUGCUAGCCAUUUCAGCACUCUCAUUCAUUCACUACCGCCGCCGCAAGCAGAAGCUCUCAAGCACAUUCGAGCUGUCAAAUCCCCCUACUGAUCAGCAAUCAAAGGGAGGGAUUUACAGGAAAAACGGCUCCCCACUAAUCAGCCUGGAGUAUCCCAACGGUUGGGACCCUCUUGCUGAUGGCAAGAACUGUGGGAAUGGCUCCCAGGACUUUCUUGAGAGCUUCAAGUUCAACUUGGAGGAAGUGGAAACUGCAACGCAGUACUUCUCCGAGACGAACUUGCUUGGGAAGUCGAAGUUUAGUGUGACGUACAGAGGGAUUCUGAGAGAUGGAUCCGGUGUGGCGAUCAAGAGCAUUAGCAAGAGCAGCUGCAGGUCGGAUGAGGCUGAGUUUCUGAGAGGGUUGAGUGCUUUGACAUUGUUGAGGCAUGAGAAUUUGGUGAGGUUUAGAGGCUUCUGCUGCUCGAGAGGGCGCGGGGAGUGCUUCCUGAUCUAUGAUUAUGUUCCUAACGGCAACUUGUUGAGCUAUCUGGAUGUCGAGGAAGGUGGUGGCCGUGUUCUUGAAUGGUCCACCAGAGUCUCCAUUGUUAAGGGCAUCGCCAAAGGCAUAGCUUACUUGCACGGCUACAAAGCCAACAAACCGUCCAUGAUCCACCAGAACAUCACAGCCGAAAAGGUCCUAAUUGAUCAGAGGUUCAACCCGGUGUUAGCCGAUUCAGGCCUGCAGAACCUCCUCACAAAUGACACUGUCUUCUCGGCACUGAAAGCCAGCGCGGCAAUGGGUUACAUGGCUCCAGAGUACUCCACUACAGGUCGGUUUACGGACAAGAGUGACGUGUAUGCCUAUGGGGUGAUCGUGUUCCAGAUCCUCUCGGGAAAGCGCAACGUUUCCAACCUGGUGCGGUUGGGAGCUGAGGCAUGUAGGUUCCAGGAUUACCUUGACCCAAAUGUCCAUGGACGGUUCUUCGAAUACGAAGCUGCCAAGCUUGCUAGGGUUGCUUGGCUUUGUACCCAUGAGUCUCCUAUUGAGAGACCUUCUAUGGAGGUUGUUGUUCAGGAAUUAGGUAACUUCAGUAGCUGCAUUUAAGCUUAGGUCUAGCUUUGCAGGUGUACGGUCCUUUUUCUUCUAACUUAGGGGAGGAUGAAAGUAAGAUCUUGUCACUAUUAAUCUCAAAUUUUCAAAUUGCUUGAAGGCUACCUUCUUGUAGCCUUGAAGCCAGAAGGAGAUGGUGGCAGGUUUAGAGGAUUAGGAGAAAGGCUAAUUAGUAUCAUGGGAUGAUGGUUAACUCCAGCCAUCAUAGAAACUUUGCAGCUUUGUAAUCUGUAGUUUCACUUCAUCCCCCGUUGAUUAGUGUCCAACUGGACUCUUGUUGUAAUGUAGUUUUGUAGUUAGAUUAUUUGCUGCCUGUUGGUCUAGUGAUCGCGGAUUUCUGUCUUUUGUGGAAAAAUCAGUGGAAUGAUUCUGAAAUUCCUUUGUAGGUGAUUUUGAUUUCUGAGGGGAUUCAUGAUAUGAUGAACCAAAGAGACAAUUAGUAAGCAACAUUCAUGUAA